Planococcus citri (citrus mealybug) is the source of this 2600-nucleotide messenger RNA. RefSeq lists its product as uncharacterized. The transcript is spliced from 10 exons. Gene Ontology annotation, biological process: neuron projection morphogenesis; positive regulation of neuron migration. Gene Ontology annotation, cellular component: axonal growth cone; cell leading edge; cytoplasm. NCBI's taxonomy places the organism in Eukaryota, Metazoa, Arthropoda, Insecta, Hemiptera, Pseudococcidae. The coding region runs from base 345 to 2210 and encodes 621 amino acids. The record is from RefSeq and is a predicted model, not a curated record.
UUCUUGUUUCGAUUCGAACUGGCGGACUGUACGAGCACAUGCGCAGUACUUUCUGAACGUUUUAUCGCGACAGUCGUCGUUGGGUUUAUUUCAGAACACAUGUGUUUCAUCGAACGUGUUUCUAAUAGUUUAUGCAAAUAAAUUACCAGUCGCAAUUGCGCCUUUUUUUGUUCUCUUUGAGACGUUUUUUAAUACGCAAAAACUUUUUCACCUUUGUUUUGUUCGAUUGGUUGUGUCGAGAUUUGAGUGAUGCAAGUGCAGCUAAAGUGAAUAAUAUGAGUGUGUGAUUUUAUUGUGCAUCGAUUUCGUUCAGCAGUUUGGCUCAAGAUAUCGAUCGUACAAUCAUGAGCGUUCAAAAUCUCAGAGAGAAAUUCAACCAGCCUAGCAACGGUGGAGCUCCUGCAGCUCCUGGAGUCAGUUUCGGAGCACCAUCGAAACCAUCUCCUGUGUCCGGUUUGAAAACACCAUCGGCAUUUGUCCUCGAAAACAAAUCACCUACGCCUUUCAAGCUUCAAACUCGCAAAAGUCCAUCUCCCGAGAAAGAAAUCACGCCUUUCAAGCUUCAAACUCGCAAAAGCCCAUCUCCCGAGAAAGAAAUCACGCCGCAGACCAACGAUUCGUUCCUCAACGGAUUCAGAAACAAUUCCUUCGUCAGCGUCAAGAAGAAUCCCGAACAGUACCAACAAGAUAUCAUUCUGAAAAAAUGGAACACUACAAAUCAAAGCGCAGCUUCGGAGCCAGAAAAACCCAAAAUCAAUACCGUUAAUACUAGAUUUACAACUCAAUUAAAUCUAGAUCGAAAUGGUAGUAGUGAUAACGUCGUUGAUAACGGCGCCGAUAGGACCGAAAAAUUGAAAAACAUUUACGAAACUAAUACCAAUAAGAGUAAUGGGUUUAAUAAUAAUUCUAUCAAUAGCAAUGGUUUCAAAGUCAAUACGAAUUUUACCAAUGGUAAAGCCAGUCCGUCGGAAAAAGAAUCCUUUGAGAAUCGUAGAAUCGCCCUGAAACCGGUCAGCAACGGGUUCAAGGAGGAUAGAUGGAAAGUUCAGUCACCCGAAAACGAAAUCAAAAAGAAUAUUUUUCAAAAAAGUCCAUCUCCGGAGAUCGAAGUCAAGAAGAACAACUUUCAGACCAUUUCCAAAUCGGCUUCUCCUGAAUACUUGAGUUUGGAGAAGCGUUUUAAAAUUAUUCAAAAAGAACGCGACGACGCGGUGCGACAUUUAAAAGAAAAGGAUGAACAAUUAGCUCGACUGAGAAAAGUUUCGGAAGCCAUGUACAAAGAAUACGACCAGCUAAAAAAUCAAUAUGAAAUUGAAACAAAUACGAUGCAACAGGCUAUGUCACGAGCAACGCAGUGGUACAAGCAAAACCGUGAGUUGAAAAGAAGAAGCUCAGCAUUGGUCCAACAAGUGAUGAUAGACAAACCAGAAUUCCCCUUACAGACUUUAGACGAUGUUGAUACCGGCUCAACCGAAGAUGCCGAAAUCGAAGAACUUAGGAAUACCAUCAAAGAAUUCACAAAAGAAGUAUCCAAACUACAAGCGGAAUUAAAUUCGGUUAAACUUCGCGAAAGUGAAGCUCAAGAGCAAAUCGUCGAAUUGAAUAAUACCUUGGAAAGGGAACGUAGAACUAGAAUACUCGCCGAAGGUAACUUAAAAGAAAAAAUCGUCGACUACGAAUCCAACAGCUCAUCGGAAUCGAUAGACGAGAAAUUGAAAAACACCGAAAAUGAAUUAAUGACCGCUUUGCAAAGAGCCGAACAGGCUGAGACAGAAUGCAACGCGUUAUCCAGCAGAGUUGGCGAAUUAGAAACCGAACUGAUGGAACUGAAAUCAAACAAAACUCCUGUAUGUGCUCCUCCACCUCCACCACCGCCUCCUCCUCCACCGCCACCUCCUCCAUUAACAGGAUCAUCUAAUGGUUUGAUAAUUAGAAAAUCAGCCACGAUAGAUCAACGGUCUUCGGAUGGAAGUGCAGCUGACGAAGUCGCUGAUAUGUUGGGUAUCGCGAAGAAACCGAAACCCGUUAUUCCUGGAGGUGCUAUUGACGAUAUUAUUAACGAAAUCAAAGGAGGAAAAUUCACUUUAAAAACCAUCGAAAAACAAAAUUCUACGAAGAAAGAACCAGAACCGCCGGUCGUUCAUGAAAUGAUAAAUAUACUGGGUACGUUACGACGUCAACCGAAGAAGCAUUCUUUAGGUCAGGAAUAACGCUAGAAAAUGGAACUGACCGAUGGUGUUUCGUUAACGAGAUCAUGGAACAGAAAAAUGAUGUAAAUUUUCGUCGUUAAUGGGUUAAUUAUCUCGAAUUUAUUAUUCAAUCAGCUCCGGCGUUUUUAUCAAGCUAUUAAGAUAACGCCAAUUUGUACGAAUCGAGUGUUGAUGACCCGUUCACAAAUCUUUUGCUCAAGAAGUCUUUCGUUUUAUUUUCAAUUUCUGCGUAUAAUUUUUGUUGAUAUUUUUAUGUACUCUUAUGCAGUUGGUAAGAUGAAAGAAUAAUGUAAUUUGUACGAGUUAUUUUUUACGUUUUUGUUACCAGAAUGAGGUUUUAUUUUGUACAUUACGAGUUAUCAGAAGUAAUAAAAGUAAUUAAUACGAUCA